AUGUCCAUUCAAGAAGGCCAGAAUUGAUCUCAGUUGCCUAAUUUAGAUGUCCAAAAUAGAGAUCAAGCUAUUGUUAAUCCUUCUGAACAAUAUUAAAAUUGCAGCUAAGAGAUAGGUCCUGUAUACCUGCUCCGCAGGUUGGGUCUAUACUCUAGCUUAUGUGACAGAGGUUGAUCCUCUUGAGAGUCUAGAGUGAAGUGAAGAGGUCAAUGCUGAGUCUGGUGUUGAUCGAGGAGUCUUGAGUGUGAUUUAUUAGCAUUAACGGUUUGACGGUUAGGAAGGUCCACCUACCGUUAUUCAAAGCUGUUAAUUAAGUUGGACCUCACUGAAGGAGAUGUAUAAAAAGAGAUUUUUCUAUAAAGUUAAAGUUAAAGUUAAUCCUUCUGAUAUAGAAGAAAAUAGCAACGCAGAACCUUAUUAUGAAGAAUCUGUCUACCAAAAAUUGGUCAGGCCUUGCAACAGAUAUGAUGAGUUUAUGGGGAAAUUUACUGCCAAUGGGUCAAUGCCACCUCCUUGUUUGGCUCAAUAUUUCGUAAAAGAACAAAAAGUAUCCAAUCCAAGGUUCCUCAGAUUUACAUGCACAAACUGCUCUCUUAAUGAAAAUAUACAAUACAAUAUCGGAAUUCCUCUCGGAGCAAUUUGGCAGCCUUUUGCAGAACUCUCACCUGAAGAUGAUAAGGUACCUUUAAUAGAAAGAGAACCUCUUAGAUGCACAAACUGUCUUGCUUAUAUGAAUGCACAUUUUAAAUUUUCUAAUAAUGAUUUCAAAUGCAAUAUAUGCGGAUAUGUACAAAAAUAUUCUAAAGAAUACUUUAAAUCUCAAGGCUCAUUUCCAGAAUUCAGCCGAGGAACUUAUAAGUAUCUAAUAUCAAAGGAAUUGCAGGGGAGCAUCGAUAAAAAUAUAUAUUAUUUGGUAUGCAUCGAUAUAACGAAUUUUUCUUUAGGGCUGGGUGUUUAUCAGCAAGUUUUAUCAUCAAUAAGAGAUAUUUUGAAUUAUAUCCCUAAUCCAGAAAUUGUAAAGAUUGGAAUCAUAACAUAUGACUCAUUUCUUCACUUUUUUAGUUUGAAUAACUCUCCUGAAAGUAUUCAAGAAGUCAUUGUUUCAGAUGAAAAUGAUCUAUUUAUCCCAUUCCAUUUUUCAUCACUAUGUUAUAAUGCACAAACCGAAAAAGAAAAGAUUGAAAAUUUAAUAGACAGUUUAUUGGGAUGAGAGUUCUCUGAAAUAAGUAAAAAUACUUUACCUGUUGCCACUAUUAUUGAUUUGGUUAAAAAUCAUUUUAAAGGAGAUGCUGCAUGCCGACUUCUUUUAUUUUCAAGUAAGGCUGAAAGUCUAAAAACAGAAAAAUUAAAUUAUUUAGGCUCUUUAGAGGAGUUCAUUAGGCUUGGUAAAGAAUGCACAGAAAAUUCUCUAUGUGUUGAUUUAUUUUUAUUUACUCCCCCCUCUCUGAGCGAAAAGAUAUUUUGUUCGCUCAUAAGGGGAUUGAGGGGGUUAAUUUUUUUUAAAAAAAUUCAAAUUCGUAAAAUUGAGAAGUAAAAAUUAAUUUAAUUUGUAAAUUAUUUUUUAAAUGCGAACUGUUUAAAAUUAAAUAGAAAUGUUAGAGGUUUCAUUAUAAUAAUUAUCACUUAUAUAUCAAAAUAUUUUUUAUAAAAAAUGUUUUUCCUCGCUCCUAAAAUUAAGAAUUUUUCCAAUGGUUUUGUCUCACUCACGAGGGUGGAUUAGUAAUAGCGUGGAUAUUUCUUCUCUAGCAACGCUUUCUUCACAAACUGGCGGAGAUAUCUAUUAUUACCCAAAAUAUUUAUCAAAAUAUGACGGUGAAAAACUUUAUUACCAGUUAUUGAGGAUAUUUACUCGACCACAAGUUUUUGAUGCAAAUAUGAGAAUCCGAUGCAGCAUAAAAAUGGCUAUUGAUGAUUGUAUUGGGAAUUUUAUAAAGAAAAGCCCAGUUGAAAUGCAAGUGGCUGCUAUUGAUAGUGAUAAAUCUAUCGGAAUAAUGCUUAAAUAUGAUGGAGUGCUUGUAGAAAAUGAAAAAGUUUAUCUCCAAUGUGCAAUUUUAUAUAGAAAUAAUUUAGGACAGAAAAUUUUAAGAAUUUAUAAUGGACUUAUGAUUGCAGAUGAGAAUUCAAAAUUUACACAUACUGAAUAUGGAGAUUUGGACACAAUUAAUAACAUCUUAGUUAAAAAGUAUGCAAAAAUGAUGUUUGAAAAACAACUGCAAAAUGUGAAGAGUGAUUGAUAUAAUUUCAUCUAUAGAGUCACUAAUUAUUAUGGAUGGGUUAUUUCAGGCGCAGGAUCAGAUGUAUUAAAACCACAUUUUGUUGAUAUGCUGCCCUUAUUUUACAAUACAGCAAAUAAACUUGCAGGACUUUCAUUUAAUCAAUCUAUAUCAGAUGACAUUAGGCUGGUGUCUUCAUUUUCUUUAUAUUCUAUAUCUUCAUCAAAGCUACGUCUUUUAUUAUAUCCAAAUAUUUAUAAACUGCAUGACAUAAUGGCUCAGCCCCGCCUUCCUGGGACUGCCUCGAGCUCAACUACAAUUUAUCUACCUGAUACUGUGCCUUGUAAAAGGGAAAGCUUAUCUCCUGAAGGGGUUUAUUUGCUUGCAAAUGGAGAUAUAAUUGUUAUUUUUAUCGGGAAAAAUGCACCAGAAGAAUUUUUAAUUAAACUAUUUGGGAAGCCUUUAGAUCAGCUGAGUAAAGAGGAAAUUGAUAUAAAAAAUAUAGGAACUGAAGAAUCAGAAAGAAUUUCUUUAAUCAUAAAUGAAUCACGAAUAAAAAAUCCAAAUGGAAUACCUCCUCUUUAUUUUUAUUUACUCCCCCCCCCCUCCGUGAGUGAACAAAAAAAUUUUGUUCACUCACGGAGGGGGAUUAAUUUUUUUUUUUUUUAAAAAUUUAUAUAUAAAAUUUUAUAAAAAAUAUUUUUUUUCGAAAUUUAAAAAAAUCCUAAUUCGCAAAAAUUGGAAAGCAAAAAUUAAUUUAAUUUAUAAAAUUUAUGUUGUAAAAAGCAAUUCGUUCGAAAUUAAACAGAAUUAGCUCUAGAUUUCAUUAUACUAAUUAUAAUUUAUAUAUCAAAUAUUUUUUCCAUAAAAAAUUUUUUUCUAUUAAAAAAAUUUUUGUUCACUCACGGAGGGUGGGUUUUUUGGGCAAAAAAUAGCGAUUUUUCUAAUGGUUUUGUUCACUCACGGAGGGGGGGGAGUUAGAAGAAAAAGAUAACUAUGAACUAAUAAAACAAUUUAUGGUGGAAGAUCAAAACGGAAAUGAAACAAGUUAUGAAUUAUUUGUAGAAAAUAUAAAUUCUUUGGUGCAGUAUUAUGAAGAUUAA
Messenger RNA from Blepharisma stoltei, 3316 nucleotides. NCBI's taxonomy places the organism in Eukaryota, Ciliophora, Heterotrichea, Heterotrichida, Blepharismidae. The record is from the annotation of a GenBank genome assembly.